Molecule: messenger RNA, 1847 nt
Organism: Sorex araneus (European shrew)
Lineage: Eukaryota; Metazoa; Chordata; Mammalia; Eulipotyphla; Soricidae
Gene: NFIL3
Product: nuclear factor, interleukin 3 regulated
Exons: 2
Coding region: 191-1546 (451 amino acids)
Biological process (GO): DNA-templated transcription; circadian rhythm; regulation of DNA-templated transcription
Cellular component (GO): nucleus
Molecular function (GO): DNA binding; DNA-binding transcription factor activity
Source: RefSeq, a predicted model, not a curated record
CGCCGCCGCCGCCGCCGCCCGCGCGCCCACCGCCGGCCCCGAGCGGCCUCCGGGCCCCGCCGCCGGCACGCGAGCCCGACCCGGUCGCCGCCGAGGCCCCGACUGCGUCCGGACCAGAGCAGCAGGGCGAGGCCCGAUGGCGCGCGCGUGCGCGCAGUGAGCAGCCGGCGGUCCCGGGCCCGGGGCGCGGAUGCAGCUGCGCAGGAUGCAGGCCAUCAAGAGGGAGCAGGCGGCCGAGCCCGGCGCCGAGCGGGCGGCCGCGCAGCCCGACGCGCCCGACGAGCCGGCGGCCGAGGAGCUGCUGCCCGGCGAGGGGGGCGCGGCCCGGGGCCGGGCGGCCGCGUCGUGCCGCCGCAAGCGCGAGUUCAUCCCCGACGACAAGAAGGACGCCAUGUACUGGGAGAAGCGGCGCAAGAACAACGAGGCAGCCAAGCGCUCGCGCGAGAAGCGGCGCCUCAACGACCUGGUGCUGGAGAACAAGCUGGUGGCGCUGGGCGAGGAGAACGCCACGCUCAAGGCCGAGCUGCUGGCGCUCAAGCUCAAGUUCGGCCUCAUCAGCGCGGCCGCCUACGCGCAGGAGGUGCAGAAGCUCAGCCACGCGGCCGCCGCCUACUUCCAGGACUACCCGGCCUGCAAGGCGGCCGCGGGCGCGCUGGCCGAGGAGCCCGAGCCCGCGCUGGCCGCCGGCGGCUGCGUCUCGGUCAUCAAGCACUCGCCGCAGAGCGCGCCGGCCGACGGCGCCGAGGGCCCGGGGCUCGAGCCCGCGCCCGAGCGCGCGCCCCCCGCCGCCGCCUUCCCGCUCAUCAAGCAGGAGCCCCUGGAGCUGGAGGGCUUCGCCCGCGAGCCCCGCGACGACCCGGGCCCCUUCCGCGCGUCCGCGUUCCCGCCCUACAUGGGCACCCCCUUCCCCGGCUACGCGCACUCCCCGCCGCUCCUGCAGGCCAGCCGCUCGUCCAGCAACUCGCCCAGGACGUCAGAGACGGACGAGGGCGUGGUGGGCAAGGCCUCGGACGGCGAGGACGAGCAGCAGGUGCCCAAGGGGCCCAUCCACUCUCCCGUGGAGCUGCAGCGGGGACACGCCACGGUGGUGAAGGUGCCCGAGGUGAACCCCUCGUCCGCCUUGCCGCACAAGCUGCGCAUCAAAGGCAAGGCCAUGCAGAUCAAGGUGGAGGCCUUCGACCACGAGUUCGACGGCGCGCCCAAACUGGCCUCCUCGCCCAUCGACAUGACCUCCCGGGGCCACUUCGAGCUGGACAAACACAGCAGCCCGGGCAGGGUCCACCCUUCCCUCCCACCCUUCUCCGUGCAGGUGACGAACAUUCAGGACUGGUCCCUCAAAUCCGAACACUGGCCCCAAAAAGAACUCCACGGCCAGACGCAGCACAGUUUCAAAACGGGCGGGGUGGAAAUGAAAGACAGCAGGUACAAAGUUUCUGACCCCGAGAAUUUGUUUUUGAAGCAGGGGAUAGCAAACUUCCCGGCAGAGGUGGUCUCGCUGAAGAGACUCAUCGCCACACACCAAAUCUCGGCUUCCGACUCUGGGUGAAUUACUACUGAAGCGGCUCAGGGCGUUCGGGAAGGGGGUCAGGCGCUGGCUGUAGAGGAGUGCAUUUUGUAUUAGGCUGAAUUUUCACUGGACCUGUGCUGUCAUUUCACUGUAAUGUUCACAUGUUGUCUAUUGAGUGUCUUGUGUGUGCACAGGUUAUUCUGAGAAUUAGACUGUGUUAUCACUCUGCCUUGUGUAUAGUCAGAUAGUCCAUGCAAAGGCUGUAUAUAUUGAACAUUAUUUUUGUUGUUCUAUUAUAAAGUGUGUAAGUUACCAGUUUCAAUAAAUGAUUGGUGACGGA